UUGUGAAGGAAGAUGCAUACGAUCUUUUCAUCCAACUAUAGAAUCUGGUGCUGGCUCUUCUUGUGAAUCUCUGGGUUAUAGCAGCGCACAAGUUCAUGCCAUACAGAUUUUUAUGUGCAAAAAUUGCCAAAAUCAAAAGCAUCAAUGCUUUGUUUGUGGUAGGCUGGGCAAUUCAGAUAAAUCUCCUGGUACUGAGGUGUUCCCUUGCAUCUCGGCGACAUGCGGGCAUUUCUAUCAUCCACAAUGUGUUUCAGAGCCGAUUUUCCCCAGAGAAAAGAAUAAAGCUCAAGAACUCCAGAAGCAAAUCCAAGCUGGGGAGGCAUUUACUUGCCCAGCCCAUGUAUGUUGUAUCUGCAGGCAAGGAGAAGUUAAAAAUAUUAUGGACAUGCAAUUUGUAGUCUGCAGACGCUGCCCAAAGGCAUACCACCGCAAAUGCUUACCAAG
Striga hermonthica is the source of this 444-nucleotide messenger RNA. Lineage: Eukaryota; Viridiplantae; Streptophyta; Magnoliopsida; Lamiales; Orobanchaceae. The record is from the annotation of a GenBank genome assembly.